CUGCGUUUGGCCGGGCGGCAGUGUAAUUUGUUCUAAACAAAGUAGGACCGAGCCCGCAGAGGCCAAAUGAUAACAAUAGACUAAACCGUUUUUUAUUGUUGCUCUUGUUUGAAUGUCUAACAUAAAGCGUUUCAAGAUACCAGCAAUGGGUCCUGGAUAAACGAAGGAAUAUUCCAGAAACACCGCGGACUGCGGGGCUUGGAGUGCGGGCAGCGGCCCGCGGCUGAGAAGGAGCUUAGCAGCCGGGAGAAGCACAAGGAGUCGCCGGCCAUUGUGUCCUCAUCCCUUACUUCCUGAUUCUGUUCUGGGAGAGUUCAGACCAGUAUCAUCGCCAAGAUAGCCGGGCCAGGCAAGAAGAGGCACACCUCAGAUCCAGACCCCAGCAGCGGUAGUGAAUCCGGCGACGGGCGGCCCAUUAGUGCCAAGUGCCCGAAGAUGGCCAGCAGUGGUGGUAACGGCGUGGCUGGUUCCGAGACAGUGGGCCGUCGCGGUGGGGCUCAGCAGAGGGGGGGGAGUGGCAGGGACAACAGCUCGGACCUGUCCUCCAGUACCAGUAAGAAGAAGCAGAAGGACCGGGCCAACCAAGAGAGCAGAGAGGCCAAGAGGGCAGCCGCUGCAGCAGUCGACGGGGUCAUUGCAGAGGUCAAGAAAGAUGUGUUUGUGGACUGGAAGCAGAAUGUCAAUGAAGUGACGGUCAGACUACGCUGUGGGGAGGGGGUGCAGAGAAUAGAGGAUAUCAACACAACCUUCACUGAUACACACUGCCAUGUGCACUUCCCAGAUGGACGGCAGUGGAGCUGCCAGUUGCAGGAGGAGAUUGAGGCCUCAUGCAGCAGAGUCCAGCACAAGGAGAAGGGAGGCUUCCUGCAUGUCAUCAUGCACAAGAAGAUUCCCUUCCACAUCUGGCCUUCGCUUAAGUCAAACAAGAAGGAGAAGGACGAAGUUCCUAUUGAGACCAAAAAAGAGAAGGAACCAGAGGGGAAGUCCGUUGACUCGGAGUCAUCAGAGAAACCCAAAGUGUCCUCCACCCAGCCAAAACCACAGCCCCCCCACACACCUGCACACCGCAACAAGGCAGAGCGGGGGACAAAGCGUGGCCUGAAAAACAAACAAGCGUGUGACAAGGCCUCUACAGGCUCUGCAGGGGCGAAGGGUGGAGCUGGAGACAGCUCAACCCCCACCAUCAGGCCUGUCUCAGUCACGCAAGCAGAGCCUCAGGAACCCAGUGCCAAGCGCACCAUCACCCAGCUGCCCGCGACGACCAAGGAGGCCACGUCACCGGCCGACAGGGACUCGCACACACACCUGCCCGCUGGUCGGAGCCCUCAGACGCAACAAGAUGGAGACAACAGAGGCGGAGGAGAGGAACAGAGAGCGGGAGACGCUGCUGGCAGCCAUAGCAACACAACUCAGGUGGCAGAAAAGCGAAACCAGUCUUCAGACAGAUCUGUAACAGCGGCACACGGCAGUGAUGACCAACCAGCAGCUCCCGUCAGCACCGUUAACGGCCUCCAGACAGAUAACCAGCUACCUGUUGGAUUAGACAAGGAAGUGAACUCAGCCUCUCCUGAAACGCAGGGAGGUAGAACUGACUCUGAGCCACAGAAAAAGCCUGUUGAGCAGGAAUCAGAGCAGGAUACUCUGAUCUCCCAGCAGCAGCUUGAAUCAAAGGAGGCGGGCUCUAUAGCAGCUGUUGGCGUGGCAGCCAAACAGAGCCAGUCACCUGCUGAACCCCCGAGGCAGGGCAGUGGGGAUGGAGAGGAGAAGCGGGACCAGUCCAAGGAGGAGCCCCUUCUGGAAAUACAACAAGAAGUCCCAGAGCCCAUGGUCAACCUGCAGUUUUUGAAGAAUGACUCGUACGAGAAGGGCACCGACCUGAUGGUGGUGAAUGUUUACACCAAGGAGAUCUGCAGGGACACGGCCAGGGUCAUCUUCAGGGAACAGGACUUCACCCUCAUCUUCCAGACAAGUGAUGCUAACUUUCUGAAGCUUCAUCCAGACUGUGGACCAAACACAGUGUUCAAGUGGCAAGUCAAACUCAGGAACCUGAUCCAGCCCGAGCUGUGCAGCUACUCCUUCACCCCGUCCCGACUGGACAUCACCCUGAAGAAGAGGCACAGCCAGCGCUGGGGGGGUCUGGAGGCCCCCGCCAUUCAAGGUGCAGUGGGUGGAGCCAAGGUCGCUGUGCCCUCCAGCCCUACCUGCAUGGAGAAGAGUCAGCCGGGCAGCAGCCAGCACAGCCUCCCCACCAAGGACGAGCCACCCAGGGUCGGUGAGGAGAAACCCAAGCCCCCUAAAGCCUCCUCCAGAGUAGAUGAUGGAGGUCUGGAUAACGUGGCUCCUCGCUCCGUCUCUGAGCAUGUUGCUAUCACCAAGCAAGAGCCUGCUGUUACCACGCCUAAACCCACCUGCAUGGUGCAGCCCAUGACCCAUGCCGCUCCCGCCAGCAACGAGCGCCAUGAAGAAGAGGAGGAGAAGAAGGUGUGCCUGCCUGGUUUUACAGGAUUGGUUAACCUCGGAAACACCUGCUUCAUGAACAGCGUCAUCCAAUCCCUGUCCAACACCAGAGAACUCAGGGACUACUUUCAUGAUCGAGGGUUCGAGUCAGAAAUCAACUGCAAUAAUCCCCUGGGGACGGGAGGCCGGCUAGCCAUUGGUUUCGCAGUGCUCCUCAGGGCCCUUUGGAAAGGAACACACCAUGCCUUCCAACCCUCCAAACUCAAGGCUAUUGUGGCCAGUAAAGCCAGUCAGUUUACAGGCUACGCCCAGCACGAUGCCCAGGAGUUCAUGGCUUUCUUGCUGGACGGACUCCACGAAGACUUGAACCGCAUCCAGAAUAAACCUUACACAGAGACGGUGGACUCUGACGGGCGGCUGGAUGAGGUGGUUGCUGAGGAAGCGUGGCAGAGGCACAAGAUGAGGAACGAUUCCUUCAUCGUGGACCUCUUCCAAGGCCAGUUCAAAUCCAAGCUGGUCUGCCCCAUGUGCUCCAAGGUGUCCAUCACCUUUGACCCUUUCCUCUACCUGCCCGUGCCCUUACCUCAGAAACAAAAGGUGCUCUCUGUUUUCUACUUUGCUAAGGAACCUCAUAAAAAACCCAUCAAGUUUUUGGUGAGUGUGAGUAAGGAGAACUCCAGCACGGCAGAAGUCCUCGAAUCCAUCUCCAGGAAUGUCCGCGUCAAGCCAGAGAACCUCAGGCUGGCAGAGGUGGGUAAGAACCGCUUCCUGCGCAUGUUCCUGCCGUCCCACCCCCUGGACACGGUGUCCUCCUCCGACAUGUUGUUCUGCUUUGAGGUGCUCUCCAAAGACAUGGCCAAAGAGAGGGUGGUGUUGCUCCGAGUGCAGCAGAGACUCCAGGUCCCUAAUAUUCCCAUCUCUAAGUGUGCCGCUUGCUUGAAGCCUCCGGUGUCUGACGACGACAAGUUGAAGCGCUGCACACGCUGCUAUCGCGUGGGCUACUGCAACCAAGUGUGUCAGAAGAACCACUGGCCCCAUCACAAGGGUCUGUGUCGCCCCAACACAGAGAAUGUGGGCUUGCCUUUCCUGAUCAGCGUGCCGGAGUCCCGCCUCUCCUACGCCCGCCUCACCCAACUGCUGGAGGGCUACACCAGGUUUUCCGUCAACGUGUUCCAGCCUCCUUUCCAGUCAGACAGGACAUCCCCCGAAACACCCCAGUCCCGCGCUGACCUCCCCCCAAUGCCAGCAAGCUCUCCUGAGGGCCCUGGUUCAGGGGAUGAGGCUGUGGGUGGCAGCAGUGUAGUAGCAGCUGGUCAGGAGCUGGAGAGCCCCUCCCUGCUGCCUGAGUCCCUGGCAGAGUCCGCUCAGGCCUCAGCAGUCCACUCCGGGGACUCCCUGUCCUCCUCCCAGACCUCCCUCUCCACCACACGGACCGCAGACUCAGGAUUCUCUGAGCCGAUCUCCUCCUCUUCCUGCUGCUCUCUGGACCAUCAUGCAGAGAAAGAGACGUCUUGUGAGAAAGCAGUGCGGCCAGAAGCUGCAGUAACGGGCUAUCAGCAGCCUAGUGAGUCAGCCUCAGGUCACGCCAGUCAGUUCUACAUCGCUCUGCUGGACUCCAACAACAAGGAGCAGAGGCUGGAUGAAAGAGAAGACCUUCUUGCAGACCUCCCUGAAGACGCCACCCUGGAGCUGGUGUGGAAAAACAACGAGCGUCUGAAGGAGUACGUGCUGGUGAGCUCUAAGGAGCUGGAGUAUGAGGAGGACCCCGGCUCUCUGAGUGAGACGGCCCGAGCGGGACACUUCACCCUGGAGCAGUGCCUCAACCUCUUCACCAGGCCAGAGGUGCUGGCCCCAGAGGAGGCGUGGUACUGUCCAAAGUGCCAGCAGCACCGAGAGGCCUCCAAGCAGCUGCUGCUGUGGCGUUUGCCCAACAUCCUGAUCAUCCAGCUCAAACGCUUCUCCUUCAGGAGCUUCAUUUGGAGGGACAAGAUCAACGACAUGGUGGACUUCCCUGUCAGGAAUCUGGACCUUAGUAAGUUCUGUAUUGGCCAGAAGGAUGAUAUGCAACAACCCCCCAUCUACGACUUGUACGCAGUCAUCAACCACUAUGGAGGGAUGAUCGGGGGUCACUACACAGCCUACGCCCGCCUGCCCAGUGAUAAGAACAGCCAGCGCAGUGAUGUUGGCUGGCGUCUCUUUGAUGACAGCACCGUGACGAUGGUGGAGGAGAGCCAGGUUGUAACGCGUUACGCCUACGUCCUUUUCUACCGGCGACGAAACUCCCCCGUGGAGAGGCCGCCACGUUUCCUCAGGCCCGUAGGAGCAGAGUCGCCCGCGUCUGCAGGAGCCACUGCCAGCCAGGCCUCUCUAAUAUGGCGGGAACUGGAGGAAGAAGAGGAGGGGCUUGACGAAGGCCCCCGCGGACUGUUCCGCUCUCCACUGCGGAGGCGACAAGCGCCAAGGAACAGAGAUGAGGAAGAGGCGGACAGAAGCGAUGGGUCGGUGCGGCGACCCCGCAGGCAGAGGAUGUCGGAAUAUCCCGACGAUGACUGUGUGCGAUACUUUGUUCUGGGAACCGUGGCAGCGCUGUUCGCUCUGUUCCUUAAUCUGGUCUACCCUCUGCUGUACAGGGCCAACUGGGCCUGAGCCGGCUCAUUCAGAAGUGUGAAUGUCAGGUUAGAUAGGAUACUUCACCAACCAAUCCUCUUGUGGGAGUACUGAGUACUGCCUUCACAGGCUUCAGCUAGUUUUCAAUCUAACUAAAACUUGAAGUGUGUGUACAGCAUCACAUGGAUCAACCUUUAACAUUCUACUAAAGCAUAGGGCUAUCACUAUCAUGGCUAUAAUUCUUUAUUUAUUUUUGGGAACACUUUUUGUUAGGUUGAAGAGGAGCCAGGUUUAGGAAGCGCUUGAUUUGAUAAGCAGCAGAGUUUUUUUUAUAAGCAGAGCAUUUUAAACGUCAGCAGCAUAGUUGAUCAUGUUAAUUAAACCGUGCAGAGAUAACAUUGUAAGAUUUGAUUAAAUGUUAAGCCAUAUUUAGGUGCCUCUUGACCAGGGGAUAACAACAUAUCCUCUUUAGAAUAAAAACUGUUGUGCUUAAACAGAAAACUCCUCAGCUUUUGGUGCGUGCUAUAUUUGCCAAGAAAGCUACGGAGGACCUCUUGCACAGACAAAAUUACCUCAAAAUACAUCAGUGUCAUGUCAAAUUAUCAGGCAGGAUGCAAAAGCACAGCUGAUUUUGCAGCGUAAAACCGAGUGCUGGCUUCUUAGGUUCAAUAUAGCAUUCACUGAGGAAUGUAUUGUUUAAAUCGCCUACAUUUGCCAUCACCACUGAUUUGACAACCAGGCGGUUACUUGUUGCUUUUGAAGCUGCAGUAGAAUAAGUCUAUCAACACACAGCACUGGAACAUUGAGUGUACACCUUAACUACAUUGCCUCUUUGCAGUUUAUUGACUCUGGCUUCCGACACAUUUCCCAUGUUUAACUCAAAUUAUUUUAAAUAGUUCUCAGAAGAUGACAGCCUUAUCACCUACACAUCAUGGAGCUGUAUUAAAUCCUAACUCGAGGCAGUGAAAGAUGGUUUAGACCUUCAGAUAGGAUUUUUUAAAGAAGAAACCAUAGUUGUACAGGAAUUAAUCGAGUGCUUAGCCGAGCAAUGACAACAUUCUAGCCAGGCUAUUGUUGCACUACACUCUAAAGAGAAAUGGUCGCUACUUCCUGCAGUGUGAGCACGAGACUGCUGAGGCUCAGCAACUGUGUUUUAAUGUAAAUGUCUAAUCAUGAAGCAAAGAGAACCUUCGGUGUGACCAAUUGCUGUUGCCUUUUUAAAGUGCUUAAAUUGUUAUGGUCAUUUUUUGCAAUUUUUUCUCCUGUUCACUGAAUUUUUAGAUUUUUUUCCCAUGUUUUGUUUUUUUAUUAAAAUGCUUGUGUUAGUUGGUCCUUAUGUUUUUAUACAUUUGAAAGCCAUAUGGUGAGGAUCUUAAGUUCUCAGGAUGAAAUGUAGUAAACUAUGCGUUGCUUUUUUAAAUAUAAAAAGAUGAGAAAUUGACCGACAAUGCAUUGUUGUCACAGCUAAGUUAAACUAGGAGUGUGAUAAGAAAAACCGUCCACCUCUGAAUGUAUUUCAACGUGUUACUCUGUGGAAAGACUUUGAUUAUGGACAGAUUUUGGAGAUCAAAAACAUAAAUAUUGCAUUAUUUUACUUAAAUAGUAAUUAUCCUCUUUUCAAAUUAAAAGCAAAUCAGAAGAUGCUUCGUUUUUAUUAACAGCUUUAAAGUUGUGGAUACUUGUAUUGCAUCAUGAUCACCAGUUAAAACAUAUUAAAGAUUUUAGCUGUUCCUGAGACUCCAAACUGUCUAUGGAAGAUGUCUUUCCUCUGCUGCUGACAGGUGUGUGUUUGUGUGUGUCUCAGGGAAAUCCUUGUGUAAAGCGACAUGUUUGUCUUAAAUGCUCAGUGAAGCUCUGAGCACCGUGGAUACUUGACUCGGAUAUAUGCAAGGCUGACCUUUUUAGAGGUCCUUCUAUGGUUAACUCCUGCUCAACACACUAUGAUCUGUGUGAAGUCGCCAACAUAAACGGCAGCAGGAAUAAUGGAUGGUAUCGAAGACAGUUUAACAGCAGGUUUGCUGCUCUGCUUUUAAUCUUUUCAAUGCUUUUAUUUAUAUUUAUAUUUGGGGCUUUUGUUAAAUUGGUUGGAUUGGAAUGGACUGAAUGAUCAAUCUCAGUGGUUUCCAUGUGGAGCUCUGACUAUAAUUCCACUUCAAAUUUGAAUUAUGCUUUUUUUCAUGCAAAACUUAAGAAAAUGCUGUUUUCAGCCUCUCAUUGAUUGACCCCCCCCCCCCCCCUUUUCAAUAAUUAAAUGAAUAUAUUUGGGUUUCAUACAAAACAAGAGAUUUUAAGAUUAUUAUUUUUGACAUUUUCAAAAUCAAACAUUAAUCUAGAAUGUAUUUUCAUAUUAAUCCAUUGAGAAAAUAAAUGUUAGUUGCAGCCCUAUAUGGGUGUAGUCUGCUAUAAAAUGUAUAAUUGCAAGGAAUAAUCAUAACUUUUAUGGUCUCUCUGUAUGCUUGGAAUCACUGCAUUGUUGAUAACUUUAUUUGAAAUAAUAAUGUUUUUAGAUACCUCCAUCGAAAUGCUGCGUCCUAAUAUAUAUGUAUAUAUAUAAAUCACUGUUCUCCUUUUUAUGGAAAUAAAAUCUGCAUCUUUU
This is a messenger RNA of Eleginops maclovinus (Patagonian blennie), 7660 nucleotides long. RefSeq names its product ubiquitin specific peptidase 19 (gene usp19). Gene Ontology annotation, biological process: protein deubiquitination. Lineage: Eukaryota; Metazoa; Chordata; Actinopteri; Perciformes; Eleginopidae. Gene Ontology annotation, molecular function: cysteine-type deubiquitinase activity. The record is from RefSeq and is a predicted model, not a curated record.